UCGGGCGGGUCACGUGGGCUGCUUUUGGCGCGAAACCUGGUGGCGGCCGGAGCUGCGGAGCGGAGCGCGGCGCAGCGAUGGCGGAAUCAUCCGAGUCUCUUUCCCUGGCGUCCAGUCCUGCCCGGCGACGGAGAGCCAAUGACCCCCUGACCUCCAGCCCUGGGCGGAGCUCCCGGAGGACCGAUGCCCUGACCUCUAGCCCUGGCCGUGACCUUCCUCCCUUUGAGGAUGAGUCUGAGGGGCUGCUGGGCACCGAGGGGCCCAUGGAGGAAGAGGAGGAUGGGGAGGAGCUUAUUGGAGACGGCAUGGAGAGGGACUACCGGGCCAUCCCAGAGCUGGACGCCUACGAGACCGAGGGACUGGCCCUGGAUGACGAGGACGUGGAGGAGCUGACCGCCAGCCAGAGGGAGGCCGCUGAGCGGGUCAUGCGGCAGCGAGACCGGGAGGCUGGCCGGGGCCUGGGGCGCAUGCGCAGGGGGCUGCUGUACGACAGCGACGAGGAGGACGAUGAGCGCCCUGCACGCAAGAGGCGCCAGGUGGAGCGCGCCACGGAGGAGGGCGAGGAGGACGAGGAGAUGAUCGAGAGCAUUGAGAACCUGGAGGACCUCAAGGGCCACUCGGUGCGCGAGUGGGUGAGCAUGGCCGGCCCGCGGCUGGAGAUCCACCACCGCUUCAAGAACUUCUUGCGCACGCACGUGGACGGCCACGGGCACAACGUGUUCAAGGAGCGCAUCAGCGACAUGUGCAAAGAGAACAAGGAGAGCCUGGUGGUCAACUACGAGGACCUGGCGGCCCGCGAGCACGUCCUGGCCUACUUCCUGCCCGAGGCGCCCGCCGAGUUGCUCCAGAUCUUCGACGAGGCGGCCCUCGAGGUGGUGCUGGCCAUGUACCCCAAGUACGACCGCAUCGCCAGCCACAUCCACGUCCGCAUUUCCCACCUGCCCCUGGUGGAGGAGCUGCGCUCCCUGAGGCAGCUGCACCUAAACCAGCUCAUCCGCACCAGCGGCGUGGUGACCAGCUGCACGGGCGUCCUGCCGCAGCUCAGCAUGGUCAAGUACAAUUGCAACAAGUGCAGCUUCGUCCUCGGUCCCUUCUGCCAGUCCCAGAACCAGGAGGUGAAGCCGGGCUCCUGUCCCGAGUGCCAGUCCGCCGGGCCCUUCGAGGUCAACAUGGAACAGCAGGCCAAGCUCAGGGAGUGGAGGCAGGGAGACCAGAGGGAGGUCACAGCUCCAUCCUGUGACCCUCUCUGGGGCCCCGACCACUUGGCCUCUCGCCGUCCCCAGGAGCUGACCGGCAUCUACCACAACAACUACGACGGGUCCCUCAACACCGCCCACGGCUUCCCCGUCUUUGCCACCGUCAUCCUGGCCAACCACGUGGCCAAGAAGGACAACAAGGUGGCCGUUGGGGAGCUGACGGACGAGGACGUGAAGAUGAUCACCAGCCUCUCCAAGGACCAGCAGAUCGGGCAGAAGGUCUUUGCCAGUAUCGCCCCCUCCAUCUACGGGCACGAGGACAUCAAGAGAGGCCUGGCCCUGGCGCUGUUUGGUGGGGAGCCCAAGAACCCAG
This is a messenger RNA of Marmota flaviventris (yellow-bellied marmot), 1569 nucleotides long. The record is from RefSeq and is a predicted model, not a curated record. Lineage: Eukaryota; Metazoa; Chordata; Mammalia; Rodentia; Sciuridae.